Molecule: messenger RNA, 701 nt
Organism: Thamnophis sirtalis
Lineage: Eukaryota; Metazoa; Chordata; Lepidosauria; Squamata; Natricidae
Source: RefSeq, a predicted model, not a curated record
GACUCUUGUAAACUAGCGCAGCCAACCGUCAUAGGAGAACAACCGGCAUGGAAUAGCACCCGGGAAGGAAAGGAAGGGUAGGCUCUGCUUGGACUGCAGAUGCUGAUUGGAUCCGCUCCGGUUGCGCUGCCUUUCCCAGAUCUGUGAAAGGCGGAACUAUUCCGAAGCGCAGAAUCGCCUUCGCGCGCCUAGGAAAAAUCUGGUAACCAAGUGAAAAGAUGUGCAAGAUAACGGCUUUACUGGCUUUGCUAAGCCUGAUUUUCUCCUUAGAAUUAAGCAGCUGCCAUGUACGAUGGAGUGCCAUGGGAAGUAUUUUUAGAAGACUAAAAUAUGCUUUGCCAUCACAAGGAGAUCCUGGACAACCACUGUUUCUAACACCUUACAUUGAAAGUGGUGAAACUGAGGAAGGAAGGCAAUUAAGCCUAGUGGAACAUCUCCCAGGACCUAAUGUGAAGAGUUAUUCGGGCUAUCUGACAGUCAACAAAACUUACAAUAGCAACCUUUUCUUCUGGUUCUUUCCUGCUCAGUUUCAGCCAGAAAAAGCUCCUGUCUUACUUUGGCUCCAAGGUGGACCUGGAGGAACAUCUAUGUUUGGCCUCUUUGUUGAACAUGGACCAUAUGUUGUUCAGAAGAACCUCUCUUUGACUGAACGAAAGUUUCCUUGGACCUCUAAGUUCUCCAUGCUGUAUAUUGACAAUCCA